Spinacia oleracea (spinach) is the source of this 2659-nucleotide messenger RNA. Its product is annotated as multisubstrate pseudouridine synthase 7. The transcript has 21 exons. Gene Ontology annotation, biological process: pseudouridine synthesis. Gene Ontology annotation, molecular function: RNA binding; pseudouridine synthase activity. Gene Ontology annotation, cellular component: nucleus. The record is from RefSeq and is a predicted model, not a curated record. Bases 18 to 2192 code for a protein of 724 amino acids. Lineage: Eukaryota; Viridiplantae; Streptophyta; Magnoliopsida; Caryophyllales; Amaranthaceae.
AAACCCCCCAAUCCCUGAUGCUACAAAACCGAGCAGUUGCAUUUAUCUGCACUAAAUUUCUUAAACCCUACUACCCAUUUCUUUCACCGUCAACGACAACGAUGAGCUCCACUGCCGUCGAAAACAUCAGUGAACCACAAGACGCCAUUAUCAAAGCUCCACUGAAGAACAUAGAUGAACCAGAUGUCGGAAUCCUUUGCUACAUCUCCCAGCUCCCUGGUUUUCGCGGCAUUCUUAAGCAAAGGUAUUCUGAUUUCAUUGUGAAUGAAGUUGAUUUGGAUGGAAAUGUUGUGCAUUUAACUUCACUGCAUCUUCCUCCUGAGAUGGCUGAGAAGAAGGAAGAGGUGGUAGCUGAGCAAUCAGAUAAAAGUUACACUGAAGAAAUUGAAUCAUUUAGGUCGUUAGCAGGUGACGCGGAUGCCGAUCGCCUGAAAGAAUUGAUUGAGAAGAUUAGUACUGGUGCUGAACAUGACGGUUCUCCAUUAGUUCUUUCUCCAAGUUCUGAUAAAGUACACCGCACGGCUGUGCACAACUUCUUCAAGGAGAAAUUGAAAUUUCUUGUCACAGACACAAUAGAUGGUCCUAAAGAUUCAUCGAAAUGCAUUCGUGUGCGGCCUAGUUCGUCAGGGAAUCAAAGUAAGGGCAGAAAUUUCAGGAAGCGGAAAGAUAGGGAUGAAAAGCCAUUUGAUAAGAGGGGCGCUGACUGGCCAGAGCAUCUUGGCAAGUUCCUUAGGUUUCACCUUUACAAGGAGAACAAGGAUACUCAAGAGGUCCUGAGGUUGAUUGGCAAGAUGCUUGGUGUCCAGCCUAGAGCAUUUGGGUUUUCAGGUACAAAGGAUAAGCGCUCGGUAUCUACCCAACAGGUAACUAUGUUCAAGCAGCGGGCUAGUAGAUUGGCUUCCCUCAAUGCAAGGUUGAUUGGUAUAAAAGUGGGUGAUUUCUGCUAUGUCAAAGAAGGGCUUCAGCUCGGCCAGCUUUUUGGCAAUAGAUUUACAAUAACGUUAAGAGGUGUUUCUGCUGAUUCUGAAGACUCUAUCAGAGCAUGUGCAGAUGCCUUAGGAAAGCAUGGGUUUAUUAACUAUUUUGGUCUACAGAGAUUUGGAAGUGGUUCUGUACCAACUCAUCUUAUCGGAGCAGCUUUACUUCGUGGAGAGUGGAAAGCUGCCAUUGAUAUGAUUCUUGAUCCUAGGGAGGGGGAAAGGGAAGCGGUGAGAAUGAUUCGGGAACAUUACAAGGAAAGCAAAGAUGUUGAAGGAGCACUGAGGCGAAUGCCGCAUCAUAUGGUUGCUGAGAGAUCAGUUUUGCUGUGUCUAAAGAAGUCCCCUGGGAAUUACCAGCAGGCACUAAAGGCUAUACCUAGAACAAUGAGAAUGAUGUAUGUACACAGUUACCAAAGCUACCUGUGGAAUCAUGCGGCAAGUGUUAGAUUACAGAAGUAUGGAGCGGACAGAGUUAUUGUUGGAGAUCUGGUAUAUUGCAAAGAAGAUUCCAGCGAGAUCAUAUCUGCCCGUACAGAAUGUGAGGAUGAUAUUAUUGUUGAGGCAGACAAUAGUAUUAAUCUAGAAGAGAUUGAAAUUGAUGUCCCUGAUGAAAAGAUUUUUUCAGUCAAAGCUGUUGAUGAGGAAGAUUUGCUCAAACAGAAGUAUACCAUUGAUGAUGUUAUCCUUCCAUUGCCCGGUUCAAGGGCAAUAUAUCCAGCGAAUGAUGUUGCUGAUGUCUAUCAUGACUUAGCUAAGAAGGAUAAUAUCAGCUUGAGUGAAAGUGUACACAAUGUCAAAGAAUUCUCAAUAACAAGUAUGAGUGGAGGUUAUAGACGUGUUUUCCAAAAACCAAUUGAUUUUGUAUGGGAAGUACUCAAGUAUAAGGAUCCUAGUACACCUUUGGCAGAUACAGAUUUGGACAUUCUUGCCAAGUCUGAAUCUGGAAAUAAGGUUCAAAAGGAGGAUACCGCCAAUGGAAGCAAUGUCAAUUCACCCGAUUCCCUUAAUGUACCAGUAAAGUGCAAAGACGGAACUUCAGAUAGCGCUGAGGUAGAUAGUGCAAAUCAGAGCUCUGAUUUGGAGGCCUCACAGACAGCUCUUAAGCUCAGUUUUACCCUCCCAUCGUCGUGCUAUGCUACAAUGGCUAUCAGGGAACUCCUCAAAACAUCAACAUCUGUUGCGUUUCAUAAAACAUUGAACGACCAGGUGUAGCUGCAUGAAGCAACACAUUCAUCUGAUGGAUAUGCACACAGAAAGCGUGCGCGGUGAUUUGGCAGCUCCUUUAGUCUCCAUUGCCAAGACUUGGAAACUUGCCUAGAGAUGGUUACAUGCGUUUAACUUAACAGAUCACAUGAUAUAUGGACGGCCCAUGGGAUUCAUAAGCAGACACUAGAUAUGCCAUUGGAAUGCAAUCGUACAUGCUUUGAUGCUCUUCUCCCUUGCAUAAUAAUAAGAAAAUUACAGAGUACUAUUCACUGGGGGUGCAGGUGCACACCUUGUAAUUUGUAUUAUGCAUGAUCAAGCACAGAAUUCAGUUCAUUCUUCUUGUGCUCUGAGAAGCACUGUACACUAACAAGAUAUUGUUAAAACCUAUAAAUUUGUUUUUGUAGGUAUUGUUCCCUUUUUCUGUAACUGAGAUCGGCAGUGGACGUAAUAAUGAAACUUUUUUGUAUUUUCAA